Messenger RNA from Naegleria lovaniensis, 600 nucleotides. RefSeq lists its product as uncharacterized. Gene Ontology annotation, cellular component: cytoplasm. NCBI's taxonomy places the organism in Eukaryota, Heterolobosea, Eutetramitea, Acrasida, Naegleriidae. Gene Ontology annotation, molecular function: MAP kinase tyrosine/serine/threonine phosphatase activity; protein tyrosine/threonine phosphatase activity. The transcript has a single exon. Gene Ontology annotation, biological process: protein dephosphorylation; negative regulation of MAPK cascade. The coding region runs from base 1 to 600 and encodes 199 amino acids. The record is from RefSeq and is a predicted model, not a curated record.
AUGUCUGCUUCAACCACAACAACACCAUCGGAAGCAACCAAUUACAACACCUCUCUGUACACAUCCACACUCCGAAUGGUUCUUCCCUAUUCUUAUAAAGCUAGGCAAUACAUUCGAUAUUAUUUACCAUAUCCAUCUGAGUUUGGAGCCACGCAAAUCACUCCCAACUUGUGGCUCGGAGAUCUCUCUGAUGCCAUGAAUGUUCCUCAUCUCAACAAGAAUUCCAUCACUCACAUCGUUACAUGUGUCAAAUCACUGAAACCAUUCUAUCCCGAAGAAGGAUUUACGUAUUUAAAUUUACAUUUGUUUGAUCAAACGGAUGAGCAUAUUGGAGAUACCAUCUUUGAAGAAUCCUUUGAAUAUAUUGAUCAAGCCAUUCAAAACGGAAAUACUGUGCUCGUACAUUGCAUGAAAGGAAGAUCAAGAAGUGCAACCAUUCUCAUUGCAUAUUUGAUGAGAAAGAAUGGAUGGACGUAUCUUGAGACUCUCAGGAUGGUUCAACAAAAGAGAUCCAUUGUACAACCCAAUGAAGGAUUUGAAAGACAAUUAUUAGAAUUGGAAAGAAAGCUGUUGUCCUCAUCGAAUGAUUCAUUACAAUAA